Darwinula stevensoni is the source of this 3240-nucleotide messenger RNA. NCBI's taxonomy places the organism in Eukaryota, Metazoa, Arthropoda, Ostracoda, Podocopida, Darwinulidae. The record is from the annotation of a GenBank genome assembly.
AUGCACUUAUCCUUUCAGAAACCUAUCCCAAGAUGCAGAGUGGAGGGGGAACCAUCCAUAUCUGUUGAGGACCUCCAUCAAUUGCAUGAAACAGAGGCUCUUUUCCAUUCCAAUUGGAUUCGACUGCAGAUUGAGGAACUGUUGAAGGAGGUGAAGGUGAAUGGGAAAAAAGAGCUUGAGCUUGCAGAAGAGGUCAUAGCAUGCAUCAAAGCACCUGCCUCUAUCAAAGAGGUGACGCGACGUCGACUGAAAAAAGCUGGGAUCCAGAUCCCGCUUCCCAUUCUGAUGACUACUGAGGAUGAAGAUAUGGGAAUCCCUGCAUCUUCUCCCAUAGAUCAUCUCAUCACUGGCUCUGCCAUCCUCCAGACUGCCAUCAAGCAGCACAGAAAUGUUGAUGUUGCUUUCUUCGUGCCACCUGAAUGCUUGCAUCAUCGAGACUUCCUGAAUCAUGAAUAUCUCCAAAAACGGGCCCUCUAUUUGGGAUUUUUGGCAUACAAGUUGAAGAAAGCAGCUCUACCCUUUGCAUUGAAAUUUGCAUUUUGUGAUGACAUCUCCUAUCCCUUCCUCCUUGUUGCUCGGGAAGGAAAUGAUUCAGCUUUGGAAAAGCAUCACAGAUGUGUUGUGAUUGAUGUUCUCCCACCUCCAGAGUAUUUCAAGGACAGCAGGUUCAUUCCCUCUCGAAACAAUGUUCGCCCAUCAUGGUACUCAACAGGGUUUGAUGUUGACCUUGAUGAAGCUGAGGAGAUUGGUACUCCUCAUUACAAUGCCUUGAUAUCCCGUGACCUCACAAUGCGUCAUUGUCGAGAGCUGCUUGUGGACCGCUUCUCUAACAACAGUGCUCUUCAAGAUGCUUUGAUCCUCUUCAAAGUCUGGCUCCUCCAGCGGGACCUUCUUCAUGGGAGCUAUGGGAUGUCUGGAUUCCAAGCCAGUCUCCUGUUUGCAUACCUAGAUGUCAAGAGAAUGGUGAAUCCACAGAUGAGCAGCUAUCAGAUCCUUAGGAAUGCCUGGAACUUCCUCUGGGAGACAGACUGGAGCAAAACAGGGAUUUCACUCUUCCCUGAGACACAGGCCCAUGAGAUGCAGCCGACCAUUGAUGACUUCCACAAACAUUUUGAUGUGGUAUUCAUUGACCCCUCUGGCUUCCACAAUGUGUGUGCCUUUCUUGAUCGAUGCUCAUAUCACGAGUUGAGGUUUGAAGCACAUCAGGCAUUGCUCUGCCUGGACAACCAUCAUUCUGAAGCCAUUGAAGUCCUCUUCACCAGCCAGUCUCCAUUUCUUCUCCGCCAUGACACCUACUUCAAGGUGAAUAUAGAGGAACCACUACAGCUGCUACUUCAAUUGGGAGGAGCAGAGAAAGCCUUGGAUCAAGGACCUAGGAAUCUCCAUCAUGCUACAUGUCAAAUGGUGACUCAGCUGCUCACAAAGGCUCUUGGCAACAGGAUCAGGGGCAUGGGAGUUUUGAGAGGGAUGAACUCAUUGACAUGGUCUGUGGAUGAGAAAGCACCAGAGUUCUCCUGCACCUUCAUUGUUGGUCUGAGACUGGACCCAACUGAGCAACUGCGCAUCAUCGACAAGGGUCCUGCAGCCGAUUCUCAUCAGGCACUUGAGUUCCGUGAAUUCUGGGGAGAGCGGAGCGAAUGGCGUCGUUUCCCUGACGGAUCAACAUGUGAGGCAGUGGUGUGGGUGGAAGAGAGGGAUGCUGUACUCUGUCAAAGGAGAGUCAUUCUACCCAACAUUGUCACUUACAUCUUGGAGAAGAAAGCUGGUCUUCAGCCUUGCUUUUUCCUACUGCCCCUACAAGACAUUCUCAAGAAUCCUCCCUACAGAGGAACUGGGGAGGAAGAGAGCCUUGCAGCCAUCCAGGGAUUGGGAGAGCUGCGCAAAAAGCUCUUGGAGCUGUCGGACCUUCCUCUCAAGAUCUCGUCGCUCCAGGGGGUGUCGCCCGUGUUCGCCUAUUCUGAAGUCUUCCCACCGCUUCCUGGACUUGCAGAACCAAGCAUUCCAGUGUCCAUGAAAUCAUCCUCAUGUGCCACUCUCACUGGAAACCUCCUUCAGGCUCCCGAUUGGCUUCCCCCCCUUAAAGCACUGAUCCGUUUGGAGACAAGUGGGAAGUGGCCCGAUGAUGUGGAGGCCAUCAGACGACUCAAAGCUGCCUUCUAUGUUGAACUGUCCAAACGGCUGAGAAAGAGCCGUUGCCUGUGUCAUGCUCUGCCUGAUCGACUCUGGAUCGUUCUGGCCAGAUUUGUGUUUGAGCUCAGAGUGACCUUUGCUGGAGAGGCAACAGUACAUCAAAAAGAGCGGGAUUCGACUGGGUUCCUCCGACUACGGGAGACUCCAGAGUCUCGUGCCGUCACCAAAGACACUGUUGCAAAACCUUAUCUCUCCAGUGCCCUACAUAGUUCAAGAACUAGGUCCCGAUUCUUCUUUCUCAGCCUACAAGUGGAGCAUCUGUGUUGGAGCACGGGAGUUCGGCUGUGCAAACGCUGGGUGGCAUCACACAUGCUUGGUCCUCCACACGUCCCGUGGGAAGUGGUGGAACUCCUCUCAGCACAUUGCCUCAUCUCGUCUCAUCAAUUCCCUACCCCUGCUUCCCCAGAGGCCAUCUUUCUUCGCUUCCUCCAGCUUCUCUCCUAUCAUGACUGGGAGACCUCUCCCAUCCUUGUCAACUUCAACUCUACUCUCUCAAAGGAGGACGUGAGGGAGAUUCGCAAUCAUUUUGACAAGCAGCGGGCAACACUUCCUCCUGUGUUCAUUGCCACACCACUAGACAGAUAUGCAUCAGAGUGGAGCAGGGAAGUCCCAACCCCCAUGAUCCUCAGACGUCUGGCAUCCCUGGCACAGUCAGCUUUGGCGUUGCUCACAUCCUCUUCUGUUCCCUCUGAUUUCAAGGUACUUUUCUAUCCAAUACUGGAUGCGUUUGAUGUGUUGAUUUGGCUCCGACACAGUCAGCUGCCUCGUCGAAGAGAAGCUCUCUUGGACGAAGGAACCUCCAUAUGUACACCCCAACCACUCCAAUCCUCUCAAGAUUCAUAUUGUAUCCCCAUUGUUGAGUUUGACCCAGUUCAGUGCUAUCUUGAAGAGCUGAGGGGUUUGUAUGGUGAGUUGGCACUGUUCUUCCAUGACGAGCAUGGUGGAGAUGUGAUCGGAGUCCUAUGGAAGCCAGAUGCAUGGAAGCCAACAGAAUUCAAGGUCCUUUGCCCUCUUCUACGCUCUGUGAAAAGCAUGGAACCUAUGCAGUGA